Hippocampus zosterae (dwarf seahorse) is the source of this 12360-nucleotide messenger RNA. Its product is annotated as collagen alpha-1(XII) chain-like. Bases 200 to 10735 code for a protein of 3511 amino acids. NCBI's taxonomy places the organism in Eukaryota, Metazoa, Chordata, Actinopteri, Syngnathiformes, Syngnathidae. The record is from RefSeq and is a predicted model, not a curated record. Gene Ontology annotation, biological process: endodermal cell differentiation. The transcript is spliced from 75 exons. Gene Ontology annotation, molecular function: protein binding.
GAGGCUCAGCCCACUUGGAGGAAAAAUCGACGACGCCCGCCGAGCUACGGCCACAAGCUCGCAACACCUCCGAGAAGCUCACGAGUUCCUCCUCCUCCAUCAUCGUCCUCUUGUUCCUCUUCUCGGUGGCGGAACACUUGCUGACCAAGCUUCAGUUGGCAGACGUCGUCCGCGCUGUGGUGAGCCACAGGAAGCCAAAAUGAAGAGUGGGCUGACUCUGGUCGCCGCCGCGCUUCUGGCGCUGGCGCUCUCCUCUUCAGCCCAGGCCCAAGUGGAGCCGCCGUCCGAUUUGACCUUUCACAUCGCCGACGAGCGGACGGUACGGAUGUCGUGGAAAAGGCCGAGCUCGCGCCUCGACGGCUACAGGAUCCACGUGACUUCUGAUGCAGGAGAAUUCGUACGAGAAUUUGCUCUGGCGCCGUCGGCCACGUCCACGUCCAUCUCGGAGCUCAGUCAAGACGUGGACUACACCGUUAGCGUCUUUGCCUACGCCGGAGCCCAAGAGAGUCUUCCCGUCUCGGGACUGAUUACCAUCGAGUCUGGAGGAGAAGCUUCCAGAAGACUGGACGCAGAUGCCGCAAAAUGUCCCGCGAGCGCCGUGGCGGACGUGGCCUUCCUGCUGGUCGGGUCCUGGGCCUCGGACGGCGCCGCCUUCAAAAACGUGCGCGGCCUGACGGCGGCCGUGGCCGGAGCCUUCCAGAUCGGCCCGGAGAAAACCCGCGUGGCCGUGCUCCAGUACGGUGGCGCCGCGCCCGCCGGCUUCCCGCUGGACCGGCACUUGAGCCGACCCGCCCUCAUGCGUGCCAUCGCGGCGCUGGACAUCCACCACGGCAACGGCAGGACAGGCGAGGCGCUGGACUACCUGCUGAGCAACACCUUGAGCGAGGCGGCGGGCUCGCGGACGUCCUUCCCCAAAGUGGCGCUCAUCCUCACCGACGACGGCGACUGGGACCAUUCCGCCGAACGUUCGGCCAGACGUCUGAAGAGCCAGGGCGUGGAGAUCUUUGUCGUCGGCAUCGGGCAGGCCGAUGAGGGUAAAAUGAGGGCGCUGGCGUCCACUCCCUACUGGAGUCACGUUUUCAACAUGGCCGCCUCGGACGACAUCCGCAAUCUUCAGAGGGACGUUGUCAGUCUGGUGUGCGCCGGGGUCGAAGAGCAGCUCAGCUCGCUCGUUAGCGGAGAAGAAGCAGUGGAGCCCGCCUCCAGGCUUGAGGUGGAGGAGGUGUCGUCCAAGACGAUGAAGCUGAGCUGGAGCGCCUCGCCCGACGACGUUUCCGGCUACAAGGUGCAGAUGAUCCCCUUGACGGUGGGAGGCAAGCGUCACGAGCUGUACGUGGGGAGCUCGCAGACCGCCGUGGCGGUCCGAGAUCUCAGCCCGGACACGGAGUACCAGAUCAACCUGUUUGCGCUGAAAGGCCUCACGCCCAGCGAGCCCGCCGUGCUCCUGCAGAGGACUCAGCCGGUCAAAGUGUCCGUGGAGUGUUCCCUGGGCGUGGACGUCCAAGCCGACGUGGUUCUCCUGGUGGACGGUUCCUACAGUAUCGGUCUGGCCAACUUUGCCAAAGUGCGGGCCUUCCUGGAGGUGCUGGUGAACACCUUCGACAUCGGGCCCAACAAGGUCCAGAUCAGCUUGGUCCAGUACAGCCGCGACCCGCACACCGAGUUCCUGCUCAACACUUACUCGGACCUGAGCGGGGUGCUGAAGGGCGUGCGCUCGUUCCCGUACCGAGGCGGCUCCACCAACACGGGCAAGGCCAUGACGUACGUGAGGGACAGGAUCUUCCAGCUCUCCAAAGGCGCCCGGCCCCACGUGCCGCGCGUCGCCAUCCUCAUCACGGACGGCAAGUCGUCGGACGCCUUCCAGCGGCCCGCCACCGAGCUGCGGGACGCCGACGUGGAGAUCUUUGCCGUGGGCGUGAAGGACGCCGUGCGCUCCGAGCUGGAGGCCAUCGCCAACUCGCCGGCCCAGACGCACGUGUACACCGUGGAGGACUUUGACGCCUUCCAGAGAAUCUCCAAGGAGCUCACGCAGUCCAUCUGCCUGAGGAUCGAGCAAGAGCUUCGCAACAUCCAGAAGAAACGUCUGGUCCAGCCCAGAGACCUGUCCUUUUCCGAGGUGACUUCCAGAAGCUUCCGGACCUCGUGGCAGAUGGACGCCACCGACGUGGAGUCCUUCCUGCUCCAGUUUCGACCCGCCGAGGUUCCCGACGGCCAUUUGGUGUCCAUGUCCAUCCCCGGGGACACGCUGACUACCGUCCUGCCUUACCUCACCCCGCUGACCCGCUACCAAGUCAACGUUUCGGCGCAGUACGACCGAGGCGACAGUUUGCCCCUGGUCGGCUACGAGACCACCUUGGAGGAACAAAGUACGGUUCGCAACGUGAGAGUGUCCCAAGAGACCACGGACAGCUUCCGGGUGUCCUGGCAGCCGGCGCGAGGAGCCGUGCUCCGCUACCGCUUGACCUUCCUACCGCUCGGCCAAGAAGGCGCCGCGCAGGAGGCCAGCACGGUCGGCGACGAGCCCACCCUCGUGCUGCGGGGGCUUCGGCCGAAGACCACCUACCUGGUCGAGGUCAACGCCGAGUACCGAUCCGGUUCCGGACCGGCACUGCAGACGCAAGGAACCACCAAAGAAGAAGCGGGCCCUCCUCAAAACCUGAUCACCCGAGACGUGACCGAGCGCAGUUUCACGGCGCGCUGGACGGCGUCCCCCGGCAACGUCAGGAUGUACCGCGUCAAGUGGCAGUCGGCGUAUUCCCAAGAGUCCGGAGAGAAAAUGCUCCCAGGGGACCAAACGGACACGCUCUUGGACGGCCUGAGCCCCGAGACGCUCUACCAGGUCUCGGUGGUCGCCGUUUACGACCGCACGGAAAGCGAGCAGCUCACCGGAUAUGAAACCACCGACGUGUCGGCGGAGGCGCGGCGGCUGCGCGUGAGUGACGAGACCGAGCGCACCAUGAAAGUGACGUGGGAGGCGGCGCCGGGCAAAGUUCUGCACUACCGGCUGAAAUACGUCCCCGCCGGCGGCGGCCGGGAGGUGGCCCUCAAGGUCCCCGCGGGGGUCACCUCCAGCGUCCUGAAGAGGCUGCAACCUCUCACCUCCUACCGCGUCUCCGUCCAUCCCAUCUACAAACGCGGGGAAGGAAAAGCAAGGCAAGGCGUAGGAAGCACAUUGUCGCCUUACAAGGCUCCGAGGAACCUCCAGACCUCAGAGCCCACCAGGACCAGUUUCAGGGUGUCGUGGGAUCCGGCGCCCGGGGAGGUUCGGGGCUACAAGGUGACCUUCCACCCCGCGGGGGACGAUAUCAACCUGGACGAGCUGCGGGUGGGCCCCUUCGACAACACGGUGGUUCUGGAGGAGCUCAGGGCCGGAACCAAAUAUUCCGUGGCCGUCUUUGGGAUGUUCGACGGAGGCGAGAGCUCGCCCCUGGCGGGCGAGGAGAAGACCACGCUGUCCGACGCUCCCGAGCCGCCUCCGUUGGGUCCCUCUGACGCCCAGUGCAAGACCUCCGCCAAGGCCGACAUCGUGCUGCUGGUGGACGGCUCCUGGAGCAUCGGCCGCAUGAACUUCAAAACCAUUCGCAACUUCAUCAGCCGCAUGGUCGGCGUCUUCGACAUCGGCCCGGAUAAAAUCCAGAUCGGUCUGGCUCAGUACAGCGGCGACCCCAAGACCGAGUGGCACCUGAACGCCCACGCCACCAAAGCCUCCCUGCUGAACGCCAUCGCCAACCUGCCCUACAAAGGAGGCAACACCAUGACAGGCAUGGCGCUGAGUUACAUCCUGCAGAACAAUUUCAAAGCCAACGUGGGGAUGCGAGAUGAGGCGCGCAAGAUCGGCAUCCUCAUCACCGACGGAAAGUCUCAGGACGAAAUCGUAUUCAACUCGCAGAACCUGAGGGACAGCGGCAUCGAGCUGUUCGCCAUCGGUGUGAAGAACGCGGACGAGAACGAGCUGCGCUCCAUCGCCUCCGACCCGGACGAGAUUCACAUGUACAACGUCAACGACUUCAAGUUCCUGCUGGACAUUGUGGACGACCUCAGCGUCAACCUGUGCAACAGCGUCAAGGGCUCAGGCGAACCGCUGCAGGCGCCCAGCGACCUGACCACCUCCGAGGUCACCCACCGCUCCUUCCGGGCUAGCUGGACCGCGCCGCAAACGCCCGUGGAGAGGUUCCGCCUGGUCUACGUCCGGGCGGACGGCGAAGGACCCGCCCGCGAGAUGCUGCUGGACGGCUCGGUGACGUCGACGGUGUUGGACGAUCUGAGCCCGCUGACGCAAUACGCGCUGAGCGUCUACUCGCUGCUGGGCGACGAGGCCAGCGAGCCGCUCGUGGGCCGCGAGACCACCUUGCCGCUGCCGGCCGUCUCGUCCAUCAACGUCUACGACGAGACCCUGAGCUCCAUGAGGGUCCGCUGGCGGCCGGUCGACGGAGCCAGCGGCUACAUCGUGCUCUACCGAUCCAUCAACGGCAGCGAGCCUCAGCUGGACAAAGAGGUGCGCGUGCGAGCCGACGUGAGCGACAUUCAGUUGGCGCGGCUGCUCCCCAACACGGCGUAUUCCAUCUCCGUCUUGGCUCAGUACGGGGAAGCCAUCAGCCAGCCCAUGAAGUCCGUGGGAGUCACGUUGGCCAUGCCGCCCGCCGGCGCCCUGAGAAUCAGCGGCGUGACUCACAGCAGGAUGAGGCUCAACUGGGACGCGGCGCCCGGCCUGGUGCGCAAGUACAUCAUCACCUACAAGCCCGAGGGCGCCGAGGCCAAAGAGAUGGAAGUCCUCGGCGAUGUCACCAGUCUGGACGUGCCGGGGCUCACCUCCCAGACGGAAUACGACGUGGCCGUGACCCCCGUGUACGACGAGGGUCCCGGGAACCCCAUGCUCGGGAUGGCGGUCACAGAUGUAGUUCCCGCUCCCAAAAAUCUCAGGUUCUCCAACGUAGACCUGACCUCCUUCAGGGCCACGUGGGAGCACGCGGCGCCCGAUGUGUUGCUCUACCGCAUCGGCUGGGCCAAGAAAGGAGACGGCGACUUCCAGUCUUCCAUCUUGGGCAACGAUCAGACAUCGCAUCUUCUGGAGGGCUUGGACCCGGACACCGAGUACACGGUCACCGUCACGGCCAUCUACCCGGAUGAGUCCGAAAGCGAAGACCUGAUGGGAAACCAGCGCACGUUGCGACCGGAGCCUCCUCGCAACAUGAGAGUUUACAACGCCACCGUCAGCACGCUGGCCGUCAAGUGGGACCCGGCCCCGGGACCCGUGCAGAACUACAAGAUUCGUUACGCGCCGCUGGCCGGGGGCGAGCCGAUCGUGACGCAGGUGGGAGGCAAGAAGACCAGCACGGUCCUGCAGAAGCUGACUCCCGACACGCCGUACCGGGUCACCAUGACCGCCGUCUACGCCACCGGCCCCAGCAGAGACGUUUCGGCCGAUGGAAGAACCAAGCCUCUGGGCGGCGUGAGGAACCUUCAGGUGCUCAACCCCACCAUGACCACGCUGAACGUGCGCUGGGAGCCCGCCGAGGGCCGCGUCAAGGAGUACAAGCUGGUCUACGCUCCUGCCGCCGGAGGGGCCGAGAGCAUGGAGCAAGUGUCAGCCGGCACCAGCAGCACCACCCUGAGGGGCCUGCAGCCCGACACCGUCUACACCGUCUCCCUGCUGCCCGUCUACGCCGAGGGCGACGGCAAGACCAUUUCACAAAACGGACGGACGAGGCCCCUGGGCGGCGUGAAGAACCUGCGUGUGACCGACCCCACCAUGACCUCGCUCAACGUCAAGUGGGACCCGGCCGACGGAGCCGUGCGCUUGUACAAAGUGUUCUUCUCGCCCGUCGCCGGCGGGCGAGAGGAGAUGGAGCAAGUUCCCGCCACCACCACCGACAUCAUCCUCAGGAACCUCGCGCCCGACACCGCCUACUCCGUGUCCGUGUUGCCCGUGUACCCGGCCAGGGAGGGAAAGCGACAGACCGAGAGCGGAAAGACUCUCCCUUUGGGCGGCGUGGGCACCAUGCAGGUGACCAACCCGACCAUCACCACGCUGAAGGUCUCCUGGAACCCCGCCGAUGGGAACGUUCAGGGCUACAAAGUCAUCUACGUGCCGGAAGAUGGCGGCCUGGAGAUUGUGGAGCAGGUAUCUGAGAGCACCACCGGCACCGUCCUGGAGAAGCUCCUCCCCGACACCCGCUACACCGUCACCGUGGUGCCCGUCUACGCCGAGGGCGACGGGCCCAGUCUGACCAACAGUGGAAAGACCAAGCCGCUGGGCAAGGUGAGGAACCUUCAGGUGUCCGAUCCCACCAGCAGCAGCCUCAACGUGCGCUGGGAGCCGGCAGAGGGCAACGUGCGCGAGUACAUCGUCAUCUGGGUGCCGACUGCGGGCGGAGACCAGGAUGUGGACCAGGUGUCGGGAUCCACCACCUCGACGGUGCUGAAGAACCUGCAGUCGGACACCGAGUACAGUGUGACCGUGGUGCCCGUCUACCACGAGAUGGAGGGAUUGCCGCAGACCGAAAACGGGAAGACCAAUCCGGUGGGUGGGGUGAAGAACUUGCGGGUGGUGGACCCGACCGUCAACACGUUGACGGUGCGCUGGGACCCGGCGGUGGGCAACGUGCGCAGCUACAGGGUCACGUACUCGGCGGAAAACGACGGAGAACGGCGCACGGAGGACGUGUCGGGCGGCACCACCAGCCUGGUCCUGAGAAACCUGGACACGGACACGGUGUACAACGUGGCCGUGGUGCCCGUCUACCCCGACGUGGAAGGCGUCGUGCAGGCCGACAAGGGCAAGACCAAACCUCUGGGUGGCGUGAAGAACCUCCGCGUGAGCGACCCCACCACCAACUCGCUGCGAGUGCGCUGGGACGCGGCCGAGGGCGACGUGCGCCACUACAGGAUCAGCUACCAGCCCGUCGCCGGAGGAGACCAGCUCAUGACUCAGGAAUCGGGCAUGGCGACCAAUACGAUGCUGAGGGAUCUGCAGCCCGACACGGAGUACGCGGUGACGGUGGUGCCCGUCUACGCCGACGUGGAGGGAAAAAGCAUGUCGGACAACGGCAAGACCAAGGCGCUGGGCGGAGUCAAGAACCUGCAGGUGACCGAGCCCACCACCAGCUCACUCAAGGUCACCUGGGAGCCGGCCGAGGGAAACGUGCGGCAGUAUCGACUCUUCUACGUGCCCGCAGCCGGCGGCGCGGAGGACAUGGAGCAGGUAUCGGGGGGAACCACCAACACCGUCCUGAGGAACCUCCUCUCGGACACGCCCUACACCGUCACUGUGGUGCCCGUGUACCCGGAGGGCGAGGGUCUGCGCCAGUCUGAGUUUGGAAAAACCCUUCCUCGCACGCCCCCGCGCGACCUUCGGGUGUUCAACCCCACCCCCAGCAGCCUCAACGUGCGCUGGGAGCCGGCCACGGGCCAGGUGCAGCAGUACCGGGUGGAGUACGUCCCCUGGAACUCCGCCUCGCCGCCCCAGUCGGUGCUGGUUCCCGGCAAUGUCAACAACGCCUUCCUGGACGGCUUGAUCCAGGACACGCCCUACCGGGUCACCGUGGUCGCCAUGUACCCCGACGGAGAGGGACUGUCGCUCAAGAGCAACGGCAAAACAUUGCCGCGCGCCGGACCUCGCAACAUGCGAGUGUUUGAAGCCACCACCAACUCUCUCACCGUCGGGUGGGACCACGCCGAGGGUCCCGUGAGGCAGUACCGCAUCGCCUACGCCCCCAUGACGGGGGACCCCAUCACCCAAUAUGCGAUGGUUUCGGGCAACAGAAACAACGCCCGUCUGCAGAACCUGCGAGCCGACACCCCUUACAACAUCACGGUGGAGGCCAUCUACGCCGAAGGCCCCGGGGGACUCCUCAACGGCAACGGACGCACAAUCGGCCUGCUGAGCCCGAGGAACCUGCGCGUGUCCGACGAGUGGUACACGCGAUUCCGAGUGGCCUGGGACCCCGUGGCGGCGCCGGUGGAAGGAUACAGAGUCAUAUACUCGCCCAGAGGCUCCGACCAGGUCACCGACGUUUUUGUGGGCGACGUGACGGCCUACACGCCGCACAACCUCAAGCCCGGAACCACCUACGACGUGCAAGUCUUGGCGCAAUACACCGGCGGCCCCAGCGCACCUCUGGCCGGCCCGGGAACCACGCUGUUCCUGAACGUGAGCAACAUCCAAACGUACGACAUCGCUCACGACAAGUUCUGCAUCAAGUGGACACCUCACCGAGCGGCCACGUCCUACCGCAUCCGCCUCAACCCGUUGGACCCGUCGAGCAGAGGUCAGCAGGAGGUCACCAUCCCCGCCGGUCUGCCGCAGUACUGCUUCGACGGACUUUCCCCCGACGCCCCUUACGUCGCCGCCGUCUACGUCCAGACGCCCAACCUGGAGGGACCCGGCGUCAGCGCCAAGGAGCGAACCCUGGUCAAGCCGACUCCCGCGCCCACGCUCCCGCCCACUCCCAGUCCGCCGCCCACCAUCCCCCCGUCCUGGGCAGUUUGCAAAGGGGCCAAAGCGGACGUUCUGUUUCUCAUCGACGGCUCGUGGAGCAUCGGCGAGGAGAGCUUCGUCAAAGUGGCGCAUUUCGUCUCCGACAUGAUCGCCGCCUUUGACGUCGUCGGGCCCGCCGGGAUGCAGGUGUCCUUCGUGCAGUACAGCGACGACGCCAAGACCGAGUUCAAGUUCAACUCGUAUCAAGACAAAGGCGUCGCCAUGGCGGCGCCGCAUCACAUCCGCUACAAAGGCGGAAAUACCAAAACGGGCGUGGCGCUGAAGCACACCUACGAGAGAGCCUUCACGGUGGAGAACGGCAUGAGAAGGAACGUCCCCAAGGUGGUGGUGGUCAUCACGGACGGACGCUCGCAGGACGAAGUGAGGAAGAACGCGGCCAGGUUGCAACACGCAGGCUACACGGUCUUCGCCGUGGGCGUGGCCGACGUGGACUUUGUGGAGCUGCAGGAGAUCAGCAGCAAGCCCAGCGAGAGGCACGUCUUCGUGGUGGACGACUUCGACCACUUUGACACCAUCAAGGAGAACCUGAUCAGCUUCAUCUGCGAAACGGCCACGUCCAGCUGCCCGCUCAUCUUUGUCAACGGCUUCACGUCUCCCGGCUUCAGGAUGCUGGAAGCCUUCAACCUGACGGAGAAGUCGUACGCUCGGGUGAGGGGCGUGUCCAUGGAGCCGGGCUCCUUCAACAGCUUCACCGCCUACCGACUGCACCCCAACGCCUUCCUCACCGCACCCAGCGCCGAGGUGCACCCGGAGGGUCUCCCUUCGGCCUACACCAUCAUCCUCAUGCUGCGCCUCCUGCCCGACACGCCGGCCGACGCCUUCGACGUGUGGCGGGUGUCCUCCGCCGACCACCAGCCCGAGACCGGCGUCACCGUUGACCCCUCCCGGCAGAGCGUCUCCUUCUACAACAAGGACGAGCGCGGGCAGAUCCAGCGGGUGACCUUUGACGAGCCCGAAGUCAAGCGGCUCUUCCACGGAAGCUUCCACAAGCUGCACAUCCUGGUGUCGUCCACUGGCGUCCAACUCAACGUGGACUGCCAACACGUAGCCCAGAAGAGCAUCAAAGCGGCCGGGAACACGUCCAGAGACGGAUACCAAGUCCUGGGGAAAAUGGCCAAGUCCGUCGGCUACGGGGGGGACUCGGCAACCUUCCAGCUCCAGAUGUUCGACAUUGUCUGCAGCGUGGCCUGGACCAGCCGAGACCGCUGCUGCGACCUGCCCGCUCUGAGAGACGAGAGCAAAUGUCCUUCGCUGCCCAACGCCUGCAAGUGCACCACUUCGGCCACCGGAGCGCAGGGACCGCAGGGACCGGUGGGUGCCCCCGGCAAAAAAGGACCACGAGGUGAAAGAGGAGAGCUCGGUGCGCCUGGGCCAGUGGGCCCUCGGGGCGACCCGGGAGCGUCUGGACCCAUGGGCCUGCCCGGUCCGCAAGGACCCAGCGGACGCUCCAUCCCGGGAGAGGUUGGUCGGCCCGGACCUAAGGGAGAACCCGGAGACUCUGGUCUACCCGGACUCAAAGGCUCACCGGGACCCCGCGGCCCCAGCGGCCCCAUCGGACCCGCCGGAGUGAGGGGCCCUCAAGGAAAGGACGGCAUGUCGGGACCGCGAGGACCCGCCGGGCCCAUGGGACCCGCGGGGUCACCCGGAGCGCCCGGUCCUGAAGGAAAACCCGGCAACACGGGUCCCAAUGGAGCUCCUGGUUCGGUGGGACCAAAAGGAGACAAGGGCGAGCGCGGAGACUUUGCUCCGCAGAACAUGAUGCGCUCCAUCGCCAGGCAGGUGUGCGAGCAGCUGGUCAACGCCCAGAUGAACCGCGUCAACGGCCUGCUGAACCAGAUCCCCAGCGGCAUUCAACGCGGCAACAACCCGGGGCCCCCGGGACCCGCCGGACCCCCCGGCAUGCCGGGACCGCGCGGCGAGCUGGGCCCCACCGGAAGGAAUGGCUUCCCCGGGAACCCGGGACUGCCCGGACAGGCCGGCGAGACGGGUCCGCCCGGACAGAAGGGCGAGCAAGGCGUGGCGGGAGUCGGACAGAAGGGCGUUCGAGGACCGCCGGGUCCACCGGGAGAGAGCAGAACGGGGCCCCCCGGGCCGACGGGUUCCACGGGACCUCGCGGCCCUCCCGGGCGUCCCGGUCACGCCGGUGCGCGCGGCUCGCCCGGGGCGGCCGGCUACUGCGAUUCGUCCCAGUGCGCCGGUAUUCCUUACAACGGUCACGGAUACCCAGGUUCCGCGUAGUUUUUCUUUGCCGCCUGCGCCGCUUUCAUGACUUCCCGAAACGCUCGAGACGUUUGAGGGAAGCGCUAACAAACUUUGCUGCACCGACGACAACAUCAACAACAACAACAACAACGAACAGGAACUAACCAACAGCAAACAUGGGUGGCGGCCAUUUUGUGGCCCCUUUGCAUCGUGCCGGCAAACGACCACGAGGAGCAUGACGACGACAGCGACAACCAGAACAUACUAACAACAUGGAGAUGAACUCUUGAUGCUUUGUUGCCCAGCAACCCUCAACCUGCUGCUUGCCGAUGCCAACAACAAACCUCGUCUUUAUUUCUAAUUGGUCAUACAGUGAAGCCGCGCCGUCACCUUCGUGGAUUACAAUUCCGAUCUUGACCGUUCAAGACCUCUCGUCAGAGAUGAGCCUCAGCCACAAACUGCAUGCGCGGAAAUCAAUCGAUGAAUCGGUCAUCGCGUUUGAUUCAUUGUUUAGAGGUCUCGUUGAAAUCCUCCAAAUUUCGGACUCUCGCGUGUACAUUUAAGAGCAGACUAAUUACUACUUUCCUACUCGCCUUCAGGCCUCAAAGUUACACGGAUAGGCAAACCGACACGCAAAGUGUAAACGACUUUUCGCUCAUCUGCAAGCAGCCGAUCAACCGUUCAUGUCCACGCCGCCACUUUUCCCCGCGUCAUCUUGAGAGGUUUACCACCUUGCUUUUAUCCGGCGGAAUCUCGCCCUGUCCGACCUCCACGUGACCUCUUCACGUGAAGCCGUUCGCUGUCAACACGGCUAUCGGCUGGCUUCACUGUAUUGGAUAACAUGAUAACGAUGACGCAUGUGUGACAUGCUGCAAGAGUUGACCCAAGUUCCUCAAGGUUCCCGCCAGAGGUUCGCGUACGCGUUUGUGUCGCGCUUUUCACUAGCAGAAAACCAACGAAAAAAGCUGCCGCGGUGCAAAGUGCUGAACCAACGUAAGAACGAAUGAAUGUUGACUAACGCUUUACAUGCAAACCAGCUGCCCUUGCCCCGCCCACCCCCUUUAGCCCCACCUCCCCCCACCUACUAACGCUAGCCUCAAACCAGAAGUCGUGCGCCUUGUUGCCAUGACGACAACUACAACAGGAAAUGCUCUGUGAGCAGGCCGCUCCCCAUCGACGUCCGACAGCGAGCCGGUGGCCCUGCCGCUCGAUGAAGACCAACCGGCCGAGAGGCGACGCCGGAAGCGCUCGCUAGCUGCCAACGUCGCAUCCUAGACGUCCGCCAUCUUCUUCGUCGUUUGUUGUGAUGACGAAACACCUUGACAACUUUAGCGUGUGUGUGUCUGUGUGUGUGUGUGUGUGUGUGUGUGCGCGCGUGUGCUUGCGUGUGUCAACAUUUGUAACAUACUUGCUAUGUUUUUUUGUAUCAUCCGCCGUGCGCAGCAGCAGCAGCAAAAGGCCUUUUGCUAACUUACGCUAACUCACUAUUUAUCAGCGCUCCUUAUUAGCCACUUCCUGUAAAUCUUAUGUAGCCACGCCCUUCAUUUGCAUGUCUGAUGUUUAUUUUGUUUCAGAUUGUCAAUCAAAAGGACAACUUUUUUAUUUAUUUCUCACACAAAGGGAAAAAAAGCUUUUUUUUUCAAUAAAACCACUGAAAACAA